AUAAUGUAUUCUAAACAAACGUGGUGAAGGGAAACGUGAUUACUGAUUACCUAAUACCUUUGUGUAAUUAAUAUUGUUUUUUCGAAAGCUGGAUUAAUAUUUUGAUACCUAUACUUGGUUGAUUGUGGUAAAGUAGAGCCUGUGGGUCUUGAUUAAUUUUUUCCUAUUAAAUUGCGUUAAGUUUUUUUCACAAAGAACAUUAAACAUUUACAACAAUGCAAGUAGACUAUGUACAGUUUGCGUAUGCAGCAACAGUAGCCGCAGGAGGCAUCUUUGGCUAUGUCAAAGCAGCGAGUAUUCCAAGUUUGUCUGCUGGAUUAGUUUUUGGAUCCUUAUUGGGUUUCGGAGCAUAUCAGUUAUCUAAAAAUCCAAAUAAUCUUGCACUUUCUUUGGGAACUAGUGCUGUUCUAGGAGGUAUAAUGGGAGUAAGAUACUUGAAUAGUGGAAAAAUAAUGCCGGCCGGCUUAUUGGCAGCUAUUAGUUUGGCCAUGGUGAUCCGACUGGGUGCUAGACAAGUCAUUGUAUGGUCGUCAAAAAACGAAUAAGUAAUCCUGGGGAAACAAGUCAUGAUCAGCAAACGUCACCAGCAAAUAUAGUCAUUACAGAAGUAGAUCCACCUCCUCAAAGACUAAUAGACAGUAAAACUGAAGUCCGGAGUGAUAUUACUUCAUAGUUCUUUCAACGGUUUUCAUGAUUCCUUUACCCCAGGAUUUUUUAAUAAAUCUAAAUUUAUAUUUUAAUAUAAAAUUGUAUUAAUUUUUAUUAUUAAAACUAGUUCUAAUUCUAGUUUAAUUGAAUAAUUAUGGUGGAAGGUAUUUUAUUUAAUUUUUUACACUUUUGAUUAUAAAAUCUGACUGAAUAAGAAAACUAA
Adelges cooleyi (spruce gall adelgid) is the source of this 871-nucleotide messenger RNA. Its product is annotated as transmembrane protein 14C. The record is from RefSeq and is a predicted model, not a curated record. Gene Ontology annotation, cellular component: mitochondrial membrane. NCBI's taxonomy places the organism in Eukaryota, Metazoa, Arthropoda, Insecta, Hemiptera, Adelgidae. Bases 216 to 545 code for a protein of 109 amino acids. The transcript is spliced from 3 exons. Gene Ontology annotation, biological process: regulation of heme biosynthetic process.